Molecule: messenger RNA, 2367 nt
Organism: Ostrea edulis (European flat oyster)
Lineage: Eukaryota; Metazoa; Mollusca; Bivalvia; Ostreida; Ostreidae
Product: zinc finger protein 143-like
Exons: 14
Coding region: 167-2311 (714 amino acids)
Biological process (GO): regulation of transcription by RNA polymerase II
Cellular component (GO): PcG protein complex; transcription regulator complex
Molecular function (GO): RNA polymerase II cis-regulatory region sequence-specific DNA binding; DNA-binding transcription factor activity, RNA polymerase II-specific
Source: RefSeq, a predicted model, not a curated record
GCCUGUUGGGAUUGAUGUCGGAAUAUAAAGACGACGUUAGAACGUGUCAAGAGACACAAAAUUGUCUUAGAGAAAAAUGUCACGUAAACCUUGAAAAUGCCCACAAUUUUGACUUCCGCAUUAUGCUGUGUAUUAGUUGAAUUUAAAAUGGAGAACCUGACCAUACAUGGAUGCAAGCUGUACCAUCGAUAUUAGAAAUGUGGAGACGGUCCCUGAUCAAAUCACCUCUGGAGACAGCCCCCGGAAUGUGAUAGUGGACAGUCCGGAUCAUGUUGAAGACAGUCCGGAUCAUGUCGAGGACAGUCCGGGUCACAUAGUUGACCUCGGGGAGGAGGAGGACAGCCUGGGAGGAGAGCAGCUGGUGGAUGUUCCAAGCAGUCUCGCGAACACAGCGGCUGACGUUAACUUACUCCUGCUUCACUCUAACGGGGGAGGCAACCUUUCAUUGGAGUCCCCUGCCAGCAACAUUCCGCAGCAGAUUGAUACGCAAACCGUCCAAGCCGUGACUCUAGCUGAUGGAACGACUGCCUUCAUUGAACAUCCUAAAGGGGGGAAGUUUAUGGAGGGACAGACCAUCAGUUUGGAGGAUGGGAGCACAGCAGUUGUCCAGGGCGUCAGUCAUGUGUUGCCGGUCAAUAACAUCCAGUCUGAGAUUGACAGUGUGGUCAAUCCUAACAUUGUGCUGACCGAUUCCUCACAGGUCGGAGGUCAGCCCAUUCAGCUGGAGGAUGGGACCACUGCAUUCUUACAUCACACACCUAAAGAGGGUUUACAGGCGAUUCAGUUGGAGGAUGGGACCACGGCCUACAUCACUCACCCGUCAGCAGAGUCCCUGUUUGGGGAUUCCCAAAUCACGAAUCUCGACAGUAGCACACUCAGUCUGGAUCAACUCGCUGCCCAGGUUACAGUAGACCAAAUGAAAGACCCAGGAUUGGAGUCACUACAGACGACCACUAGUCCCCUGGGACCCAACACAUCUGUUGUACACACUGUCAUAGCCGCAGGCCUAGCAUCUGACGAGAAAACAAUGGUGUUUGGGGAGAAAGCUUACCGCUGCAGUUUUGAUGGCUGUGGGAGACUAUACACCACACAGCACCACCUAAAGGUUCAUGAAAGAUCUCACACUGGAGUUCGUCCAUUUAAAUGUGAUUACGAUGGCUGUGGGAAAGCCUUUGCUACAGGGUAUGGACUGAAGUCUCACACACGUGUUCACACAGGUGAAAAGCCAUAUAAAUGUCCUGAGGAAGGAUGUGACAAAGGCUUCAAGACGUCGGGAGACCUUCAGAAACACGUCCGUACACACACAGGGGAGCGUCCCUUUAAGUGCCCCUUUGAGGGAUGUGAGCGAUCCUUCACAACCUCUAACAUCAGAAAAGUCCACAUCCGGACUCACACUGGUGAACGUCCCUAUAUCUGUAAUGAGGAGGGGUGUGGACGAGCCUUUGCUAGCGCCACCAACUACAAAAACCACAUCAGGAUACACACAGGAGAGAAGCCAUAUGUGUGCACAGUGCAGGGGUGUGGUAAGCGAUUCACAGAAUACUCCUCCCUUUACAAACACCAUGUGGUCCACACUCACUCCAAGCCCUACCACUGUAACCACUGUGGAAAGACGUACAGACAGACGUCCACGCUGGCCAUGCACAAACGAACGGCGCAUGGAGAAGAUACAACAGCAGAAUAUGAGGCUCAGGUGUACAACGACCAAAUCUUUGCAAAGGCUGGAGAGCAGCCCCCCGAGAAGCGAGCCAAGUUUGAGUACACAAUCCAAGCAAAGGAGGAAGAUGGGGAAACCCUGGUUCAGAAUGAGGCUGUCGUCAUUAAUACAGAAACACAAAACACUCAGGAGUCUCUCUUAUCUAAUGACCAAGUCCCAACCAAUGGAAACAUUGCAACCAUAACAAUGGGAGAACAUGGCCAGCAACAGGUGUUUGUUAUCACAGACCCAGCCCAGCUUGAGGCUCUACAGCAAUUAGCAGCUCAGCAACAACAGCAGCAGAGAGAGAACCUUCCAGACCAACAACUGACAAACUUAGGGGUGGAUCAAAGUGAAUCUCAAUCCGACCUGACAUCCCAGUCUACAGAAACAAUGACCCCACUGGACCAAUCAAACGAGGGCUGCGUUCCGAAGCUGGAGCCCGGGGACCAAAUAGAGUCUGUGGUGUUAAAUGAUGAGUCAUCAUUCGAAGAAAAAGAAAUCCUAGAGCGUGAGACCGACAGUGAUAUAGUGACGGAGGACAAUAUUGUUACCGGGGGCAACACCCCAGUGUCAAGAGCCGUCCAAGUCCUCGAAGGAAGUGUUCAGACUUAGCUAGUUCAGUGUUAUUUAUUCAGUAUUCUUGAUUAAAAUUUAUUGUUUUUUUGUAA